ACUAUUUGCACCUGUAUAUGCGAUAUUUGUGGGAAUACGUUUUAAAAAUAAAUUCACACUUAAAAAGCACAUUGAAUAUCAUCAUUCGGAAAAUCCACGAAAAGAUAAAGACCCCCAAACAUGUCCUAUUUGUCAUAAAGUGCUACGAGGCCAUAAGGGUCUAAGGGCCCACAUGAAAAACAUACACGAUGACAAUGGGGAGGAGCAUCGUUGUAAAAUCUGUAAUCAUGUUUCAACCACGGCCAAAGGUUUAAGAGUACACGAGAUCUUUCGUCAUGAAAAGGAAAGAAAACACAAGUGUUCGUUAUGUAAUAAGGCAUUCAAGAGGCCAUUGGAUUUAAGAGAGCAUAUUGCUACGCAUACAGGCAUGUCUUUGUAUAAAUGUGCUGAAUGUCAGGCGACAUUUAAGUCAAAUUCAAAUUAUUAUCAUCAUAGAAGGCGUUUUCAUAGUGGAAAAUCUAAAGCUGACUUAUUGAUUAAAAUAGCCGAUUGUCCUUAAUAAUGUAAAUAACUGUACAUUUAUUUUUUAUAUGUUAUUAUAAAUAAAUGAGA
This is a messenger RNA of Lucilia sericata (common green bottle fly), 552 nucleotides long. Its product is annotated as zinc finger protein 699-like. The transcript is spliced from 2 exons. The record is from RefSeq and is a predicted model, not a curated record. Gene Ontology annotation, cellular component: nucleus. Bases 173 to 499 code for a protein of 108 amino acids. Gene Ontology annotation, molecular function: RNA polymerase II transcription regulatory region sequence-specific DNA binding; DNA-binding transcription factor activity, RNA polymerase II-specific. Gene Ontology annotation, biological process: regulation of transcription by RNA polymerase II. NCBI's taxonomy places the organism in Eukaryota, Metazoa, Arthropoda, Insecta, Diptera, Calliphoridae.